Humulus lupulus (European hop) is the source of this 862-nucleotide messenger RNA. Its product is annotated as osmotin-like protein OSM34. The coding region runs from base 179 to 847 and encodes 222 amino acids. The record is from RefSeq and is a predicted model, not a curated record. NCBI's taxonomy places the organism in Eukaryota, Viridiplantae, Streptophyta, Magnoliopsida, Rosales, Cannabaceae. Gene Ontology annotation, cellular component: extracellular region. The transcript has a single exon. Gene Ontology annotation, biological process: defense response.
CCUCCUUAAUUCAUUAAUUGAUAUAGACUAAAGUUAAUUAAACCGAACGGCGUACACUUGUCUCAAUUAUAAAUGGCCAAGUGACCAAGAGCUCAUAAUCUUCCUUUUAUAUAAAUAAAUCAUCUCAUUAUCUCAUAUUACCUUAAAAAAAAAAAAAAAAAGCACCACCACAAAAUCAAUGGGAUCAUCCAUAGCCAAUAACCUCUUCACUAUCUUGAUCACCACCACCCUACUCUUCGUCCCUUCCUAUGCAGCCACCUUCGAAAUCUGCAACGAAUGCCCAUACACCGUCUGGGCUGCCGCCAGCCCCGACGGUGGCCGCCGACUCGACCGCGGCCAAACAUGGACGCUCAACGUUGCUGCGGGCACGGCCAUGGCCCGCAUUUGGGGUCGGACAAACUGUAACUUCGAUGGCAGUGGGCGCGGCCGCUGCCAGACUGGAGACUGCGGUGGCCUCCUUCAGUGCCAAGGUUGGGGCCAACCUCCAAACACACUAGCGGAGUACGCCUUAAACCAAUUCAACAACCUUGACUUCAUUGACAUCUCCCUAGUCGAUGGUUUCAACAUCCCCAUGGACUUUAGUCCCACUACGGGAAGGUGUAGGGGAAUAAGGUGCACCGCUGACAUCAAUGGUCAGUGCCCAGCCCAACUCAGGGCUCCCGGGGGUUGUAACAAUCCAUGUACUGUGUUCAAGACCAAUGAGUAUUGCUGUACCAAUGGGCUAGGAACCUGUGGACCCACCACGUUCUCAAGAUUUUUCAAGGAGAGGUGUCCUGAUGCUUAUAGUUACCCUCAAGAUGACCCCAGCUCUACUUUUACUUGCCCGGACCAUGGCAAGAAAGAAUAAUGCCUCUCAGGUUUU